UGUCUUGCCUUGUGCUUGUUUUCGCCUCUAGUCUGCCCUGGCAUGGAUAUCCGGAACAACCUGACGAGGCUGCACGAACUGGCCAACUGCUCGGUCAUUGAAGGUCAUUUGCAGAUACUGCUCAUGUUCAAAACGAGGCCCGAGGACUUCCGAGACCUCAGUUUCCCCAAACUCGUCAUGAUCACUGAUUACUUGCUGCUCUUCCGGGUGUACGGGCUGGAGAGCCUGAAGGACCUCUUCCCCAACCUCACGGUCAUCCGGGGCUCGCGCCUCUUCUUCAACUACGCGCUGGUCAUCUUCGAGAUGGUGCACCUGAAGGAGCUUGGCCUCUACAGCUUGAUGAACAUUACCCGGGGCUCCGUCCGCAUCGAGAAGAACAAUGAGCUGUGCUACCUGGCCACCAUCGACUGGUCACGCAUCCUGGAUUCGGUGGAGGAUAAUUACAUUGUGUUGAACAAAGACGACAACGAGGAGUGUGGGGACAUUUGUCCAGGCACCGCAAAGGGCAAGACCAACUGCCCUGCCACUGUCAUCAACGGGCAGUUUGUGGAGCGAUGUUGGACACACAGCCAUUGCCAGAAAGGUAUGCUGGGGUACGUGGGGCUCUCAGCUGUUUCUUCACUGUGCUUGUUAGCAGCUGCAGGCGUUUGCUGGACGAGGGGGUGGCCCCUUUUUUCUGCAGAGGCUCUGAUAUUAAAUACUUCCGGCUUUGCAGGCUGCGUGGCCUCCCGUGACAGCUACUCAGCACUGCCAUCGUAGCGGGAAGGCAGCCACGGGCAACCCAGAAAGAAAUGGGCACGGCUAUGUUUCAAUAAAACUUUAUUUACAAGCCAAGCUGUGGGCCAGCGUUUGCCAAUUGCUGUGCUAGACCGUCGAAUGUUCCUCUUGCUUGGGGGGGGGGUAGAGGUGGGCAAGUAUGGACUUUACUGUAGAAAAAGAAAGUUUAUUUCUUGAGUGACGAAAGAAGUAAGAUUGCUCAGUGUAGACAUUUGGCAAAAGAAAUGGGUAGAGGAAGGAAGCGAAACAACAAUCCUUAUCCCACAUUUAGUGGAGUACUUCCUUCUCGUGGUUCUGUUGUGCGUUUAUUUUAUUUACCUACCUUUCCCUGUCUCUGGGCAUUUAGAUCAUUUCCGGUUAUUCUAAAGAGAAGGAUGAGCAUUUUCGGGUCAAAGCUUUAUUGAGCAUUUUGUUUCUCUAGGCUUUGCUUUUCCAGAAGUGAAAUUUCUGGGCCAAAGGUUCUUGAUACUGAUUGCCAAAUGGCUUUCCGGAAAUGUUGUACUGAUGGGCGCUCCUCCUAGCAUUGGCUGAGAGGGAGCACCUUGGCCAGCUUUGCAUGUUGUUUGAAAAAUCUUUCAUAAUUUACCGGAGGGAGGAGCCGAUGUGUUGUCAUUGUUUCUGUUUGCAUUUCUUUGAUUGCUAUCGGGGUUGAACCUUCUGAAACAUGUUUAUUUAUCAUUUGGGUUUUCUCUUCCUGUUCAUAUCCUUUGUCCGUUUAUCUUUUAGUACUUUAGUGGUUUUUGAAAUACUAGUCUCCUUGCGGUUUUCUACACGAAGGCUGUUAACCCUUUGCCAACUGUGUCUUCAGACGCUUUUGUUCGGUGGUCAAGAUGCUCUGGAUGUCGGCUGCCAGAGAAGCUUAAAAUGUUUGGGGAGUCCGGGGGCGCCUGGGUGGCUCAGUCAGUUGAGCGUCCGACUUCGGCUCAGGUCACGAUCUCACGGUUCGUGAGUUCGAGCCCCGCGUCGCGCUUUGUGCUGAUGGCUCAGAGCCUGGAGCCUGCUUCGGAUUCUGUGUCUCCCUCUCUCUCUCUCUGCCCCUUCCCCGCUCACAGCUUUGUCUCUCUCUGUCUCUGAAAGCUGAAUAAACCUUAAAAAUAUAUAUAUUUAAAAUGUUUGUGGAGUCCAGAGUUGGAUGUUUGCAUGCCUGUCCUGUUACUCUAUGUUUAGAAAGUCCUUUUCCCCCCGUAAAAUGAAUGUGGUUUUUUCCCCCCAAAUUUCCUAUUUUAAUUUUAAUUAUCAAUAAAAAAAGCUCAUCCUGGACAUUUGGAAUCUGUUUGUGUGCGUGAUUCAAAGGGAUGUUCCUCUCCCCGCAAAUAACUUGUUGGGGUCUCAAUGCCUUUUAUUGAUGAAAUUUACUCCUUUGUCAUGAUUUGGGGUCUGUUUCUGGGUAUCGGUAAACCAGUUCCUUGCGUUGGGGCUGCUACCAUUCUAAUCAUUGUGGUUUUAUAAUGUUUUGAUAACCAGGAAGGCAAGUUCCAAACACACCCCCGUUACUUUUUCUAUUGUUUUGACUCUUUCGUACUUUGUGAAAUUCCCUGGGAAGAAUUAGCGAAUGUGAGAUCGAGGUGGGAGAAAGGGAGUGGAUGCUU
Messenger RNA from Panthera uncia (snow leopard), 2366 nucleotides. RefSeq names its product insulin receptor-like. The transcript has a single exon. NCBI's taxonomy places the organism in Eukaryota, Metazoa, Chordata, Mammalia, Carnivora, Felidae. Gene Ontology annotation, molecular function: insulin receptor substrate binding; insulin receptor activity. The coding region runs from base 43 to 759 and encodes 238 amino acids. Gene Ontology annotation, cellular component: insulin receptor complex; axon. Gene Ontology annotation, biological process: positive regulation of kinase activity; glucose homeostasis; multicellular organism development. The record is from RefSeq and is a predicted model, not a curated record.